This is a messenger RNA of Maylandia zebra (zebra mbuna), 842 nucleotides long. NCBI's taxonomy places the organism in Eukaryota, Metazoa, Chordata, Actinopteri, Cichliformes, Cichlidae. The record is from RefSeq and is a predicted model, not a curated record.
CGAAAGUGUGGCGUUUGAACGAGUGUCUGAAAAACAAAUGUUUCAGCUUUAUUUAAACCUCAAAGUUAACCUCAUGUAGGCAGUUUUAACUCGGGUUCUGUUAUUAGCUGAAAAUACCAACAGACUCAGACUUUUAGAACAAACUAAGAGUCAGAUCAGCAGAAACAAGAACACGGAAAUGUUUCCUGUAACUGCGUCGCUCUGCUCGACUUUGCUGUUUGUCGGUGUCUUCGUGUUUGUCUCUGCAGACCAGAAAAUCAUCACAGCUGAGCCUGGACAGAAGAACAUCAGUCUACCAUGUCGAGCUCCAAACAAUAAUAACAGCAUCAUCGGUGUAGAGUGGAGCAGAUCUGACCUGGGAGACGAAUAUGUUCUUUUGUACCGGGAUGAGUUAUUUGACCCAGACAACCAGCAUCCAUCUUUUAAGAACCGGGUGGAUCUGCAGGACAGACAGAUGAAGGAUGGAGAUGUGUCUUUGAUUCUGAAGGAUGUGACGAUUAAUGACACUGGAAUAUAUGAGUGUCAAGUCUUCAUGAGAGGAACAAACAUGAAGAAGAGAGCAAAUCUGGAUGGUGACCCCAUCAGCAUCAUCACACUGAAAGUUGAUCCUCCAGGAGGACCUGUUGGACUGAUCGUCGGUCUGAGUGUUUCUGCUGUGCUUCUUGUUGCUGCUGUUGUUGGUUUUCUGAUCUACAGAAAACGUAAACAACAGCAGAGUCAGGAUUCAUACCAGCCUCCUGUUGAACUGCAGCAUGUUUGAAGAUGUAAGAGUCGCCUGUAUCACUAAGGCACAAAGCAGAGGCCUGCUUUCAGAAACUAAAACAAUCACAUCAUGUAGAAAA